AUACAAAAGACCUACAGAGUAACACAAGUAAACAAUAACAAUGGUAUACAAAAGACCUACAGAGUAACACAAGUAAACAAUAACAAUGGGUCCAGCUUAGCUGUGUCCUACAAUGUUGCACUCCUUGAUUUUGUGCAGAAUAACAUGACCUGGACUGCAGCAGAGAACUACUGUGGAGAUUUGGUAACUGUUUAUAAAGAAGAAGAUAUUCAGCUACUCUUAAGCAUUACAGAAAACAAAGAAUUUUGGAUUGGGUUGCAUUGUGAAAGUGACAACUGGCACUGGUCAAACGGGGAAAAUCUUACAUAUUCCAACUGGGACAGAGACUUGUUCUGUGCUUUUGCUCAGUCCGAUGGAUCCUGGAGUGAUUCAGCCUGUGAUAAAAAUAAAUCUUUCAUGUGCUACAACAAGACUGGAAACAUCAAUGAAACAUAUUUCUGGAUAAAAGAGAGUGUGUCUUGGAGCAGAGCUCAGAACUACUGUCGAGUGAAUUACACUGACCUGGUCAGUAUAAGAAAUGAGAGUGAAAAUGAGGCAAUGAUGAAGAAAGCACAGGGGGACAACUUCUGGAUUGGUCUCUUCAACAACCCUUGGAAGUGGUCUGAUGGAGGGAAUUCAACAUUUCGAAACUGGACUAGUGGUAAUCCAGACAAUAACAAUCAUACUGAAAAGUGUGUGGUAAAUAACUAUGAAGGAAAAGGAUGGAAUGAUGCUAACUGUACUUUGAAGAAGACCUUUUUCUGUACCAACAAAACUAAUGUUUCCACCUCAUAUUACUUUGUGUCAAAGCCAAUGUCCUGGGAUGAUGCUCAGAAGUAUUGCAGAGCCAACAACACUGACCUGGUGACAGUUGAGAAUGAAACAGUAAAUUCGGAGCUGUUAAAAAUAUCAGAAAAUAGAAGUUGGAUUGGUCUCCGGCAUGAAACUAACCACUGGUACUGGUCCAAUGGAGAUCCUGUUGCCUACACAAACUGGACACAUAAGUUUUCUUGUGCUGUGUUCCAGACAGACGGCUCUUGGAAUGACUCAGACUGCAAUCAACAGAAACCUUUCAUGUGCUAUAAAGAAUCUAUCAACAUUAGUCGCACAUACUUCUGGAUAAAUGAGAAUAUGACCUGGAGCAAAGCUCAGAAUUACUGUCGAGUGAACUACACAGACCUGGUCAGUAUAAGAAAUGAGACUGAAAAUGAGGAGGUAAGGAAGUGCUCUGAUGGUAGAACAUGUAUGAAGAUGAAUACAGAUGGGCAAUGGAGCAACAAGGACUGCAAAUCCAAUUAUUCCUUCUUUUGCUCCCAGAAUGUCAUGAAUGUGACCUUUGUUAAUAAAAAUGUAACUUGGGAAGAAGCCGUGGACUACUGCAUAAAGAUGGGCUCUAGUCUCAUCAGCAUCACAUCACAGACGGAGCAGGAAGCAUUAGCCGCACUGCUGCAGACCACAAAUUCAUCAACCGUAUGGCUGGGGCUGAGACAGAGCCGCCUGUUUGGAUUCUGGUUUUGGGUGGAUGAGAGACCCUUGAGUUAUGAGAACUGGGCCAAUGGUAACCACUUAAACCUCUCUAACUCACAUCAUUGUGCCACCAUUUCAAAAACGAAUCUCACUUGGAUUGAUGUUUCUUGUUCAGACAGUCAUUCUUUCAUUUGUAAAUGACAUUUGAACAUAAAUUAAAAUCUGCUAGUUGUAUUUACUUUUAUAUAAUUAGCUUUUAGUCAUUGCUGUACUUCUUAAAGUGGUGCCUGACUGUUCCUGAUUCGGGUUUCAUGUUGUUGUUCUGUUCAGAGUGUGGGCAUGUCGAAGUGUGUGCCCAACAUUAACUUCUAUCUUACACUGUUCAGCUAGGAUCAGACUAGAAACCAGGAUUGGAAAAUGAAUGAAGGGAUAUUUUUAUUUGCAAAUGUUCUAGUAAGUUUUUAAUCUAAAUUUAAAAAUGAAUUUUAAAAUGUGGAAUUAUUUUGUUUUUGUUACCAUAUUUUGAGGCUUUCAAAAAUAUCAAGCUAAAAUGUGUAGCCAUGCUCUGUGUUUUAUCAAUAUUGUAUACAGUACGCUUCAUGUAUUCUUAAUCUAAAUGUUAAUUUUUGUCUUUAA
Messenger RNA from Polypterus senegalus (gray bichir), 2082 nucleotides. Its product is annotated as macrophage mannose receptor 1-like. The transcript has 7 exons. The record is from RefSeq and is a predicted model, not a curated record. NCBI's taxonomy places the organism in Eukaryota, Metazoa, Chordata, Cladistia, Polypteriformes, Polypteridae. The coding region runs from base 145 to 1647 and encodes 500 amino acids.